Hypanus sabinus (Atlantic stingray) is the source of this 17061-nucleotide messenger RNA. RefSeq lists its product as uncharacterized. Gene Ontology annotation, biological process: cell-matrix adhesion. The record is from RefSeq and is a predicted model, not a curated record. NCBI's taxonomy places the organism in Eukaryota, Metazoa, Chordata, Chondrichthyes, Myliobatiformes, Dasyatidae. Bases 1 to 16485 code for a protein of 5494 amino acids. Gene Ontology annotation, cellular component: cell surface. The transcript is spliced from 131 exons.
AUGAUUGUUAACCAGGGUCUGAGUGCCCAGAAUCUGAUCGACUUGCUUGGAUUUAACCUUCGAGCUCUUCGAAGUGGAGUGAAUGAAACCAUAGUUCAAGUCUGGAUAGCCUCGCACAAUGAGUCUGAAGUUCGGAAAGUUGGGCUGCUUGGAGAUUUUCCAGAAGCCCAGCCUACUGACAGGCCUGAUAAUGCCACAGUUAAUGAUACAAGAUUGUGUGCCGGUGUGAACAGUUUGGCUUUGAACAAUUUCCUGACUAAAGUUAACACAAGCCAUACCUGCAGCUUCAGUAUUGCAGAGUUUGCUUGCGCAGAGACUCCUCUGCUGCUUUCACAUCUAAGCAGUGACCUCUUGUCAGACAUCUUUCUGUGCUUCACUGGUCCAAAGGCUCUGAAUAGGUCAGAUGAAACUGCCCUGACUGUUUUCCUUCAGAAGCUUGACAGAGCCACAUUGAUGGAGGCACUGCACAUGUUCAACAACAGGACUCAGAACAUGACAGUAAUUCCCCUGAUGACAAAGAUCACAUUUAUGAAUGCCCUGUGGGAGGCUGUGAGAACCAGUGAAAACUUAACAAGUACCAUCUUCCUGAGAAAGUGGUUCCAGAGGCAAUUCCGGCCGUUCAUUGCUGGCAUUUCUCAGUCAGUGCUGAGACCUCUUCUGAGAAGAAAUCUAAGCUGUGAAGGUUAUCGAGCAGUCCUAAAUGGCCUCAAUUAUGGAUUCAGCGAUAUGCCACGUGAAACAAAAGAGACCGUGCUGAGAGUAUGGAUCCUUGGUUACCUCAACAGCACAGCGUUCCCACCACGUUGUUAUGUAAAUGGUAGCGUUACAGUCUACCUGAACAGCUAUUUCCAAAGUUUCUCCAAAUUGCUCAAGCUGACAGAUGCAUUUUUCCUCGUUCCUGAGUUGCUCAAUGUUACUGAUCCCCGUGAAUUGGCUGAUGUGCUGAGCAUGCCAGGGUUCAUCAAUAACAACCAGCUCCUGACCUCAGUGUUGGUCUCCAUCCAGCCCAUUCAGAAACUGGCUUCAUUCAUAGAUCAAUUCAAUGAAAACACCCAAAAGAGUAAACUGUCUCCUGCUAAUCGAGCUGCAAUCAUCGAGGGUGUGUGGCCUCAGUUUACCAGCAGUUUAGCUGCACUAAAUGACACUGAGGUAGAUAAAUGGCUUAAUUUCAGGCUGACACCAUAUCUGCCAUUUAUCACCUUUCCCCUCUUGUUUUCCGACAACAGCCUGAGGAUUGGGUGCCUGUCCUACCAGAAAGUCGUAAGAGCGCUGAAUACUCCGUACAAAGAACUUACUGUGGACAAACGGAAGGAAAUCUAUGAUGGCAUCAAAUCCUACCUGCAGCAAGAACCCAGACCGAAAUGUUACAAUGCUCGUGAUCCAGUCCUGAACUCCACUGCGUGGUUCUCUCAAUAUCUGGGACUGUAUCUGAGUCAAGUCUCACUCUCUGACCUUCAAUCAUUCUCCGAAAAUGAAACAUUGCUUCAAGUGUUCGCAGCAAAUGCAGAAAACCUGAAACUUGUGGAAAACUUGAUGUUAUCGGAUGAGGUCUCAACAGCCUACAUUAACUUACUGGUUAAAAACAAUCCAAACUUUAAUGCUUCAAGUCUGCCAAACUCCCUUCUGUGCUUCAUUACCAAAACUAAUCUGCUUCAGAAAUUGACUGCACAGCAAACAUUGUCUUUAGUCGGAAGGAUAAACAAAGUCUGCGGACUUAACCUAACUUCCAACACGUCUACCGAUGGUACAGUACCUCCCGAAGAGCCAACAGAUGAGCAGUUGAAGUUGGCAGUUGUUCUAGUGGGCAAAAUCGACAACUUUUCAGUCAGCACUUUGAACACCUUGGGGCAAACUGCUGUUGGACUGUCAUUGUCACAGGUUGACAAUAUUGAUGGGAACACUCUGGAGCAAGCCCUGCCAAGUCUGGGCAACGUCAGAGGCUGGAACAUUGGCCAGACUAGUUCAAUAGUGAACAAGUUACUAACGAAUGGCUUCAAGGUCAAUAACUCAAGUCGUCUGCUGGGUCUGGGAAGCCUGGUGUCUGGAAUUCCCAGUGGUGUGUUCCGACGUAUAAAUCCUCAGAUAUUCAUCAGUGUUAUCUCAAAUGAGAAAUUUGUUGAGAAUAUCGGCAGAGCACCACAACCCAUACGGCAGAUCUGUGUUCUGCAGGUGCUGAGGAAUGUGGAGAAUCCAGUGACAACAGUGAAGGCAAUUCCAUCAGUUCUUGCCGCAGAGGUUCCACCUGUCCUGUUAAAUUCCAACCUAAGCCUCGGUGAUGUUAACAAUAAAGAGUGGACUCCCAGUCAGUCCGCUGUGUUCUUUGAAAGGCUGGUCAGAUACAACAACAAUUUUGAGAUAUUUUCAGUGGCUGUCCUGCGAGGUUUCAGUUGUGGAGCAACAAAAGCCCUGGAUUUUCAGAGAUUUUUGAAGCUUGUUCAAGCAAUGAAGGUUAAAGGGAUUAUGCUUGAUGAAAGUCAGCUUGAGUGCAUUUCUGGCAGACUCGCUUCUGAAAGUAUGGAAGUGCCCUUGGACGCCUUGCCUGGGGAUGUUCUGCUGUUCAAUUAUCAAUACUUCAGGGCUUCAUACGAUUGCCGGGAUUUCUACAAACUAGUUGGGAAAUCAAAUGUCAACAUCUUAAGAAAAGUAUCAGUGAGAGAGCGAAAUAUUCUGAAUGAUGCCAGAAUGUGUUUGGGAAUUAUGAACAGAAACCUGACCAAGGAAGACUUGACAAUACUGGGUGGAUUGGUCUGUGACAUUGAUGGAUCUGUUAUCAGGGCAUCUGAUCUUUCGGUUCUGGAUGCCUUAAAGAAUUGUGUCUCCUUUAGAGAUGAUCAGAAAGAGGCAAUUGAAAUCCUCCUGAGAAGUGGGAAGAGCAGAUAUGGUUUACCUUCAUCAUGGUCGUCAUCUACAAUACAAGAGCUUGGAAAUCUUCCUUUGGCAUUGACCGCAACAUGGAGUCAAAUAAACAGGCCGACCCUUAAACAAGCUCUGCCAAGAUUUCUCAAGAAAAUAAAAAGAUUCAGAUCACCUGGAGAUGUGCUGAUAUUUAUUGCUCAGCUCAAACUACAAAGAAGCUCAAACAAUACUAGUGUCUGCACAGAGGGAGUAAUAGCACCAGAAGACAUUGAUGACUUCAUACCUGCAGUCUAUGAUGCUGCCCAGUUGGACAUUUGCUUGAGUGACCAUGUGCUGAGAGAUGGUGUUCUCCAAAUAGGAUCUCUUGCCUUUGACCCAACUCAGCUGAAAGUUCUGAAAAAGAAACUCCUGCAGAUUUAUCCCAAUGGUCUUCCAGAAAGCCAGAUUCAACUGCUGGGUAACAUCUCCACUGUAUUUAACGCAACAGAAGUCCACAGUUGGAAUAUCACUCGAGUGGAAACUAUUUCUGCAUUACUGGCACACAAGCUGGAAAACACAAUGGUUAAAGCCAUCAUUGGAAGAUACCUGCAGUUAGAUGGUAGUCUUAAUGUAGUUUCUUUGAAAGCUAUUGGUGGAAACAACUUGUGCACUUUGGAUGAAGAACAGCUGAUGAAGAUUUCAAACCUGACGGAUGCAGGCGCUCUGGAUUUCACUGCGUGUUCUCAGCCCCUUAAGAACAUUCUUUACAAUCAGGCCGUCCUUGAACUGAAUGCUCAGCAACAAAACCCAAUCGCAUACUAUCAGCUGAUAAAGGUGUAUCUGGGUGGUGCCUCAACUUUUAACUUGAGGUUUCUUGCAAAUAAUCGAGUUAACAUGGACUUUGCAACUUUCAAGAAUUUGAAUCCAGAAGAAGUGAAGGGUCUGAGUGCCCAGAAUCUGAUCGACUUGCUUGGAUUUAACCUUCGAGCUCUUCGAAGUGGAGUGAAUGAAACCGUAGUUCAAGUCUGGAUAGCCUCGCACAAUGAGUCUGAAGUUCGGAAAGUUGGGCUGCUUGGAGAUUUUCCAGAAGCCCAGCCUACUGACAGGCCUGAUAAUGCCACAGUUAAUGAUACAAGAUUGUGUGCCGGUGUGAACAGUUUGGCUUUGAACAAUUUCCUGACUAAAGUUAACACAAGCCAUACCUGCAGCUUCAGUAUUGCACAGUUUGCUUGCGCAGAGACUCCUCUGCUGCUUUCACAUCUAAGCAGUGACCUCUUGUCAGACAUCUUUCUGUGCUUCACUGGUCCAAAGGCUCUGAAUAGGUCAGAUGAAACUGCCCUGACUGUUUUCCUUCAGAAGCUUGACAGAGCCACAUUGAUGGAGGCACUGCACAUGUUCAACAACAGGACUCAGAACAUGACAGUAAUUCCCCUGAUGACAAAGAUCACAUUUAUGAAUGCCCUGUGGGAGGCUGUGAGAACCAGUGAAAACUUAACAAGUACCAUCUUCCUGAGAAAGUGGUUCCAGAGGCAAUUCCGGCCGUUCAUUGCUGGCAUUUCUCAGUCAGUGCUGAGACCUCUUCUGAGAAGAAAUCUAAGCUGUGAAGGUUAUCGAGCAGUCCUAAAUGGCCUCAAUUAUGGAUUCAGCGAUAUGCCACGUGAAACAAAAGAGAGCGUGCUGAGAGUAUGGAUCCUUGGUUACCUCAACAGCACAGCGUUCCCACCACGUUGUUAUGUAAAUGGUAGCGUUACAGUCUACCUGAACAGCUAUUUCCAAAGUUUCUCCAAAUUGCUCAAGCUGACAGAUGCAUUUUUCCUCGUUCCUGAGUUGCUCAAUGUUACUGAUCCCCGUGAAUUGGCUGAUGUGCUGAGCAUGCCAGGGUUCAUCAAUAACAACCAGCUCCUGACCUCAGUGUUGGUCUCCAUCCAGCCCAUUCAGAAACUGGCUUCAUUCAUAGAUCAAUUCAAUGAAAACACCCAAAAGAGUAAACUGUCUCCUGCUAAUCGAGCUGCAAUCAUCGAGGGUGUGUGGCCUCAGUUUACCAGCAGUUUAGCUGCACUAAAUGACACUGAGGUAGAUAAAUGGCUUAAUUUCAGGCUGACACCAUAUCUGCCAUUUAUCACCUUUCCCCUCUUGUUUUCCGACAACAGCCUGAGGAUUGGGUGCCUGUCCUACCAGAAAGUCGUAAGAGCGCUGAAUACUCCGUACAAAGAACUUACUGUGGACAAACGGAAGGAAAUCUAUGAUGGCAUCAAAUCCUACCUGCAGCAAGAACCCAGACCGAAAUGUUACAAUGCUCGUGAUCCAGUCCUGAACUCCACUGCGUGGUUCUCUCAAUAUCUGGGACUGUAUCUGAGUCAAGUCUCACUCUCUGACCUUCAAUCAUUCUCCGAAAAUGAAACAUUGCUUCAAGUGUUCGCAGCAAAUGCAGAAAACCUGAAACUUGUGGAAAACUUGAUGUUAUCGGAUGAGGUCUCAACAGCCUACAUUAACUUACUGGUUAAAAACAAUCCAAACUUUAAUGCUUCAAGUCUGCCAAACUCCCUUCUGUGCUUCAUUACCAAAACUAAUCUGCUUCAGAAAUUGACUGCACAGCAAACAUUGUCUUUAGUCGGAAGGAUAAACAAAGUCUGCGGACUUAACCUAACUUCCAACACGUCUACCGAUGGUACAGUACCUCCCGAAGAGCCAACAGAUGAGCAGUUGAAGUUGGCAGUUGUUCUAGUGGGCAAAAUCGACAACUUUUCAGUCAGCACUUUGAACACCUUGGGGCAAACUGCUGUUGGACUGUCAUUGUCACAGGUUGACAAUAUUGAUGGGAACACUCUGGAGCAAGCCCUGCCAAGUCUGGGCAACGUCAGAGGCUGGAACAUUGGCCAGACUAGUUCAAUAGUGAACAAGUUACUAAUGAAUGGCUUCAAGGUCAAUAACUCAAGUCGUCUGCUGGGUCUGGGAAGCCUGGUGUCUGGAAUUCCCAGUGGUGUGUUCCGACGUAUAAAUCCUCAGAUAUUCAUCAGUGUUAUCUCAAAUGAGAAAUUUGUUGAGAAUAUCGGCAGAGCACCACAACCCAUACGGCAGAUCUGUGUUCUGCAGGUGCUGAGGAAUGUGGAGAAUCCAGUGACAACAGUGAAGGCAAUUCCAUCAGUUCUUGCCGCAGAGGUUCCACCUGUCCUGUUAAAUUCCAACCUAAGCCUCGGUGAUGUUAACAAUAAAGAGUGGACUCCCAGUCAGUCCGCUGUGUUCUUUGAAAGGCUGGUCAGAUACAACAACAAUUUUGAGAUAUUUUCAGUGGCUGUCCUGCGAGGUUUCAGUUGUGGAGCAACAAAAGCCCUGGAUUUUCAGACAUUUUUGAAGCUUGUUCAAGCAAUGAAGGUUAAAGGGAUUAUGCUUGAUGAAAGUCAGCUUGAGUGCAUUUCUGGCAGACUCGCUUCUGAAAGUAUGGAAGUGCCCUUGGACGCCUUGCCUGGGGAUGUUCUGCUGUUCAAUUAUCAAUACUUCAGGGCUUCAUACGAUUGCCGGGAUUUCUACAAACUAGUUGGGAAAUCAAAUGUCAACAUCUUAAGAAAAGUAUCAGCGAGAGAGCGAAAUAUUCUGAAUGAUGCCAGAAUGUGUUUGGGAAUUAUGAACAGGAACCUGACCAAGGAAGACUUGACAAUACUGGGUGGAUUGGUCUGUGACAUUGAUGGAUCUGUUAUCAGGGCAUCUGAUCUUUCGGUUCUGGAUGCCUUAAAGAAUUGUGUCUCCUUUAGAGAUGAUCAGAAAGAGGCGAUUGAAAUCCUCCUGAGAAGUGGAAAGAGCAGAUAUGGUUUACCUUCAUCAUGGUCGUCAUCUACAAUACAAGAGCUUGGAAAUCUUCCUUUGGCAUUGACCGCAACAUGGAGUCAAAUAAACAGGCCGACCCUUAAACAAGCUCUGCCAAGAUUUCUCAAGAAAAUAAAAAGAUUCAGAUCACCUGGAGAUGUGCUGAUAUUUAUUGCUCAGCUCAAACUACAAGGAAGCUCAAACAAUACUAGUGUCUGCACAGAGGGAGUAAUAGCACCAGAAGACAUCGAUGACUUCAUACCUGCAGUCUAUGAUGCUGCCCAGUUGGACAUUUGCUUGAGUGACCAUGUGCUGAGAGAUGGUGUUCUCCAAAUGGGAUCUCUUGCCUUUGACCCAACUCAGCUGAAAGUUCUGAAAAAGAAACUCCUGCAGAUUUAUCCCAAUGGCCUUCCAGAAAGCCAGAUUCAACUGCUGGGUAACAUCUCCACUGUAUUUAACGCAACAGAAGUCCGCAGUUGGAAUAUCACUCGAGUGGAAACUAUUUCUGCAUUACUGGCACACAAGCUGGAAAACACAAUGGUUAAAGCCAUCAUUGGAAGAUACCUGCAGUUAGAUGGUAGUCUUAAUGUAGUUUCUUUGAAAGCUAUUGGUGGAAACAACUUGUGCACUUUGGAUGAAGAACAGCUGAUGAAGAUUUCAAACCUGACGGAUGCAGGCGCUCUGGAUUUCACUGCGUGUUCUCAGCCCCUUAAGAACAUUCUUUACAAUCAGGCCGUCCUUGAACUGAAUGCUCAGCAACAAAACCCAAUCGCAUACUAUCAGCUGAUAAAGGUGUAUCUGGGUGGUGCCUCAACUUUCAACUUGAGGUUUCUUGCAAAUAAUCGAGUUAACAUGGACUUUGCAACUUUCAAGAAUUUGAAUCCAGAAGAAGUGAAGGGUCUGAGUGCCCAGAAUCUGAUCGACUUGCUUGGAUUUAACCUUCGAGCUCUUCGAAGUGGAGUGAAUGAAACCGUAGUUCAAGUCUGGAUAGCCUCGCACAAUGAGUCUGAAGUUCGGAAAGUUGGGCUGCUUGGAGAUUUUCCAGAAGCCCAGCCUACUGACAGGCCUGAUAAUGCCACAGUUAAUGAUACAAGAUUGUGUGCCGGUGUGAACAGUUUGGCUUUGAACAAUUUCCUGACUAAAGUUAACACAAGCCAUACCUGCAGCUUCAGUAUUGCAGAGUUUGCUUGCGCAGAGACUCCUCUGCUGCUUUCACAUCUAAGCAGUGACCUCUUGUCAGACAUCUUUCUGUGCUUCACUGGUCCAAAGGCUCUGAAUAGGUCAGAUGAAACUGCCCUGACUGUUUUCCUUCAGAAGCUUGACAGAGCCACAUUGAUGGAGGCACUGCACAUGUUCAACAACAGGACUCAGAACAUGACAGUAAUUCCCCUGAUGACAAAGAUCACAUUUAUGAAUGCCCUUUGGGAGAGAGUAAAGACCUUUGAAAACUUAACAAGUGUAAACUUCCUGAGAGAAUGGUUCCAGGAUCGAUUCCGGCCAUUCAUUGGUGGCAUAUCCCAGUUUGUGCUAAACUCUUUACUCACAAGAAACAUAACCUGCAGUGGCUACCAAGCAGUUGUAAAAGGACUGAAUAAUGGAUUCAAAGAGAUGCCAUUGGAGACAAGAGAGACUGUGCUAAAUAUGUGGAUCCUUAAAUACCUCAACACCACAGGUACUGGUUGUAUCAGCAAUACCGAUGGAUCUAGAGACUGGCUUUCGAAGAACUGGGGAAUGUUCAGUACCCUUGUUCAAACAGAGAUUUUAACCAAAUGGAAUCCAAGCUUCAACCCACUUGAUGCAGUGGAUUUACUCACACCUUCACAACUGGGAGAGUUUGCUGGCAAGAAUGGAUCAUUGCGCAGUGCUGAUGAUGUUCAGAAGGUUUUCAAGAGCAUCACUACUGAUAAUGUUGCUCAGUUCGUGAAGGAGUUCAGGGCCGCUCGCAGCCAGAAUGCUGGGAUUUUCACUCCUGGUGUCAGAACAUCAUUCCUACAAGAAAUUCUGAACCGUACACAACCAAUUUUUUCAACUGCCAAUGUCACUGAGCUUCAGAUCUGGUUUAACACAAGGUUGCAAGGAUUACUUCCAGGACUCCAAGAAAACAUGUUGCCCUUAAUCUUUGUCACUGAAAACUGCAAAGGAUUUCAGACAAUAAUUUUGGCACUGAACUCUGUCAAAGAGCAGCUGAAUACAAGUGUUCAAGCAGCUGUGUAUAGAGCAAUUUUGGCUUACACUAAAGAAAUAUCUCUGCGUUGCUAUGAAAAUAACAGCUUCAUCCUCUACCUGAAGAGCCAGUUCCAAAAUUUCUCCGAGUUUCUAACUCUGUCUGAUGCUCUAUCAUUGGUCCCAUCCAGCCAAAUUGCUGAGGUAUUAAAUGCCACAGGUCCCAGUGAUUUGGCUGAUUUGUUAAGCAGGCCUGGGAUCAUUGAUAACAACAACUUGCUGACUCUUGUGUUAUGGAAUUACCAACCCAUCCAGAAACUGGCAGAAUUUGUGGAUCUGUUCAACCAAAAGACACAAAAUGAAAAUCUGACAGAUGCAAACAAAGCUGCCAUCAUAAAGGGUCUUUGGCCCCAGCUUAUGAUCAGCUUACCUGGUCUCAGUCACAUAGAACAGGAUAAAUGGCUGAACUUUAGGCUAAAUCCCUAUCUGCCUUUCAUCACCAAUGACCUCCUGGUUUCCAACAACACCCUUGGAGUCGAGUGCCUUCCUUACAGGAAAAUUGUGAAAACAUUGAGUCGUCGUUACAGUGAUUUUUCCUCUGACAAAAAAGUGGAUAUCUACCAGGGCAUCAGAACUUACCUACAGCAAGAUCCUCAACCAAAAUGCUACAGUGUCACCAACCCUGCGCUGAACUCCACUGCUUGGUUUGCUCAUUACUUGGGACUUUUUAUGAAUCACGUGUCCCCAACAGAUCUUCAAUCUUUCGCCAAUGAAUCAAUUCUUCAAGACUUUGCAGCAGACUCUGAAAAUGAGGCACUUCUAAAUAACUUGACACUAUCCGUUGCUGUCUCAAAGUUCUAUAUUAAUUUGCUGGUGACUAAAAAUCAAAAUAUUAACAUUUUGGGGAUUCCAAAUUCCCUGAUUUGCUUCAUUUCUGACACAAAUUUACUUCAAAACGUGGACGGAGAACAAGCAUUGCUUAUUAUUGAAAUAGUGAACAAGCACUGUGAUAGCAACAUGUCAUCUGAAGCAGCAGUUGAUGAACAGAUUAAGCUGUCAAAGUCAUUGGUGAAUAAAAUUUCUAACUUGUCAGCCACCACACUGACUAACUUGCAACAAUCUGCUGUGGGGCUCUCAGUGGCACAGAUUGAAAAUAUUGAACCUGCUAAUGUCGAGAUAUCUUUGCCAAGUCUGAGUAAUGUCAGAGGCUGGAACAUCGGCCAGUCCAGCCAAAUCAUAACCAAGUUAUCAAGAACUAAUUUCCAGUUCAGUGAUGAGAACAAUCUGAUCAGGUUGGGAACCUUGGUGACUGGUGUUUCGGUUAGUCUGUUCCAACGUGUUAAUCGUGAUGUGCUUGCCAACGUGACCACCGAUCUUACAUUCAUCAGCAAUAUUCAAGAGGCAGGGGUACCUGCUCAACAGUUUAUAACUCUACAAGUUUUGCAGACGGAAAAUAACCGAGUAAGAGCUGUAAAGAAAAUUCCAAGUGCCUUAGUUAAGGAGAUCCCGCCCAGGUUUCUCAUUUCAGAUCUAAAUCUUCAAGAUGUCAAUAAUAAACAGUGGUUACCCAGUCAGGCUGCUGUGUUAUUUGGAAAUAUCGUGGGUAAAAAUAAGAAUUUUGAAAUAUUCUCACCCUCUAUCCUGCAAGGUUUCAGCUGUGCUGCUGCAGUUUCUCUGAAUGACACCACAUUUUUCCAGCUUGUUGGAGAGGUGAAGAAGAAAAGGGCUGUGCUUGAUGAAAAUCAGCUAAGCUGUAUGUUUUACAGACUAAUUUCUAACGGAACACCGUCAUCCAUAGACAAUUAUCCUGAGGAUCUUCUUUUGUUUUUCAACUCUGCUGACUACAGAACAUCUCAAAACUGCGAGAAAUUCUUUAAAGCAAUUGGAAAGUCAAACGUUAAUAUCUUACGACAAGGUUCACGCCAGCGACAAAGGUUACUUGAAAAUGCCUUCAUUUGCUUGGGCAUUGAUGGUAGAAACCUGACAAGGGAGGACGUUGCAGUUUUAGGCCGCUUGACCUGUGAUCUUCCAGGGUCUGUUAUUUCUAAUUCUGAUGUUACUGUUUUGGAUCCAUUGAGAGAAUGCACCUCAUACUCAGAUGAUCAAAUGAUUGCAAUUGAUUACCUGUUUGCAAACAGAGCCAGCAAAUAUGGUUUCCCUCGUUCUUGGUCAACCAGUACUGUGAAUAAUCUCGGAAAUCUUCCUUUGGCUUUAACCUCAGUCUGGAGUCAAGUGAAUCCGUUUGUCUUUAAUGUAGCUCUCCCAAGGUAUAUCAGGAGAGCGAAAAAGUUUAAAAGACCAAAGGACAUAGUAAAAUUCAUGAGGCAGCUCAGAAGGCGAAGAAUUUCAAAGCGAGCAACUGGCUGUACUGUUGGAGACAUAACAAUUGGAGGCAUUUCUGAGCUGACGCCAGUGAAUUAUGAGGCUGCCCAACUGGAGGCCUGUUUGAAUAACGAUGUAUUAAAAAACAACUUGGAGACAUUGGGAACUCUUGAUUUUGAUACUGAUCAGCUCAACGUUCUGAAAAACAAACUCAGCCUGAUUUACCCCAAUGAUCUACCGGAAAACCAGAUUCAGCUGCUUGGGAACAUAUCCACUGUGUUCAAUGUGACAGAAAUCAGCAGCUGGAAUAUCACUCAAGUUGAAACACUUUCUGCGUUAUUGGCACAAGAACUGGAAAACACAAUGGUUGCAGCCAUCAUUACAAAAUAUCUCCAGAGUGGCGGUACUCUUGAUGCAGUUUCAUUGAAAGCUAUUGGCGGAGCAAACUUGUGCACCCUGAACGAAAGCCAGCUCCUGACCAUUUCAGAAUUAAUGAAUGCUGGUUCGCUGGAUAUCUCCACAUGCAGUCAGUCAAAGAAAAGACUGCUUUACAUUCAAGCACUGAAAGAGCUAACAUCUCAGCCAAAUAAUACCAUUAUCUACUUCAAUCUUAUAAAGCCAUUCCUCAGUGGUGCCAAUGCAAGUGAUCUGAGUGAACUUGCGAAAGAUAAUAUCAACAUGGAUUUCACAACAUUUACAAAUCUGAAUCCUGAAGAAGUGGUGAAACUUACUGCCAAUCAGUUGCAAAGCUUGCUCGGAAUUAACCUUCCAGCUCUUCAAACUGGAGCUAAUGAAACUGUUGUGAUGGCGUGGGUGAACUCACACUUUGAAUCUGAAGUAAGGACUGUCGGGUUGACUGGAGGAAUCCCCGAUCCAUCAUCAGAUCCCCAACUUAACUUUAUGUGUGGCAACAGUACAUAUAAUGAAACAGCUUUCUGUGCGGCCAUAAACAGUUCUGUUGUGAAUAAAUUCUUGAUGACGAUUAAUGAGUCCCAGCUCUGCAACUUCAACGUUAGUGAUUACGCAUGUGCUCAGGAUAAUCAACUGGGAAGUCUAACCAGUGAUCAUCUGACAACUUUAUUUCAUUGUUAUACUUCAACGAAGGCCCUACAGAGGCAAGAUGAAACUGCACUGGGCAUUUUUAUGCAGAAGCUUGACAAAACGAUCCUCAAUGAGGCAGUGGAUAAAUUUAACAACAAGACUCAGAACACGGCCUCUAUUCCUUUGAUGACAAAGAUCACGUUUAUGAAUGCACUGUGGGAGACUGUGAAGACCAGCGAAAACUUAAACAGUUCUGCUUUCCUGACAAAAUGGUUCCAGGAGCGUUUCAGACCGUUCAAUGCUGGCAUCUCCCAAAUGGUCCUGAACUGUCUGUUGAUACGAAACCCAACUUGCGAGGGUUACCAAGCAGUCUUGAAAGGACUCAAUGAUGCAUUUGAAGAGAUGCUUCAGGCAACAAGAGAAACAGUAUUAAAAGUAUGGAUCCUUGGCUACCUCAACGGCACAGGUGCAGGAUGUACCAGCAACACAAAUGGAUCAAGAGACUGGCUGCUGACAAACUGGGGAAUGUUCAGAUACCUCAUUAAUAUCGAGACUUUUACUACCCUGAAUUCCAAAUUCAGUGCAUUUGAUGCUCUGGACCUCCUCAAUUCAAGACAUCUGUCUGAGCUAACGAUGAACUCUUUGAACAAUGUGAAUAACAUCAGUGAAAUCCUUGAUGCGGUUGCUAGCAGGAACUUCACUGGACUGAGGGAAUACAUGAAGUACUUUGUUACAGACGCAAAAAUGAGGGGUAUUCAAGCUAUUCAGAACACCGCUGUUAGAGAAGUGAUGUUGACUAGGAUCAUGCAGCAGUUAGAACCCCAGUUUCCAGCAUUUAAUGCCACAGACUAUGCCGACUGGUUCCAGACUAACUUGCGUCUUCUGCUGCCCAGCAUUCAAUCGAGUAAUCUCAACCUCAUACCUUUGAACAUAAGCUGUGAAGCAAACCAAGCCAUAAUUAAAGGACUGGACAAUGUUUAUCCAAGUUUAUCACCGUCACAGAUUAAAAAUGUUAGCACAUUUAUAUCAACUUACCUCUCCAACCAACUUCAGACAACAGGUACGUCAUGCACUAAAAACGCUGCUGACAGCCGAGACUGGAUACUAAAGUACUUUGGCAAAUUCAGGUCCCAAUCUCAAUACAGUGAACUAACAUCUCUGAACAGCAAUUUUACGGGACUUGACGUUGUAGAUUUGCUCAGCGUCAAACAACUUGCCCAACUAUCUGCAAGCAGAGGAAUUCUGAACAAUUCUGACGAUGUACAGAAUAUCAUGAACAGGAUCUCAGUCAAUGAUAUUACUCAAUUCAUGGAUGUUUUCAGUCACGAGGCAAAGCAGAACAAUCUAUCAUUGGCCCCAGAGGUGGCAACCAUUUUAUUAAGUGAAGUCUUAAACACUGCUGAACCAAUAAUUUCCACUUCUAAUGAAAGAGAGCUUCAGAUCUGGCUUGAUACUAGACUUGAACUUCUGAUUCCACAACUGAAUGGAAAUCUGACCAAAAUUCUUCUGACCAAUAUCAGCUGCAGUGGAGCUCCAAUCAUAAUACGGACCCUGAGUGCACACAUUUUGAAGUUUCCUGAAAAUAUUCAGCGACAAAUGUACAACAGCAUUAGAACUUAUCUCAGUGCAGGUCCCAAACCAAGAUGUUAUAAUGCAAGCGAUACAGUUUUAAACUCUACUGCUUGGUUUGCCAAUUAUUUUGGGAGAUUUCUGAUUUAUACAACCACAGAUGACUUGACUUUGCUGACAGAUACUGAAACAUUGAAGCUUUUUGCAGCCAACCAGAAAAAUCUGCUUCUUCUGAGGAGUCUUGAUUUACCAAAGGAAGUGCAAAGCUUUUAUGCCAAUGCUCUCUUCACAAGUGUGGACAUUGAUAUCUCAAGUAUUCCUGACAGCUUGGUUUGUUUUAUUGUUGGCACUCCUUUGAUUCAAUCUUUAAACACCCAAGGGGUUCUUGCUCUGCUUGUAAAAGCGAACAAUGCCUGCCAGAGUCCAAGCACUAGUGGAACUGAACCUACAGAUGAUCAGCUACAGCUUGCAGAUGCUCUAGUGGGUAAAAUCUCCAACUUCUCGGCUGAUAUGCUUAUCAAUCUGGGCCAAUCGGCUGUUGGACUAACAAUAACGCAGAUCGAUGCACUUAAUGGUACGGAUGUUCUCAUCGCUCUGGACAGUCUGAGCAAUGUUAAAGGCUGGACUCCUGGCAAAGCCAAUGCAUUGGUCAAAAAGUUGAGCUUUGCUAACUUCCAGUUUAACAAAGUUGAAAACUUGUUGAAAAUGGGAAGCUUGGCAUCUGGUCUUACAAGUGACAGGUUGAGAGCCAUUGAUAGCAUGGUGAUCGCCUCGGCUGUUGAUAAUACCGUCUUUGUAGAAAGUAUAUUGCUUGCUCCAAAAUCGUCACAACAAAUCGUUGUUCUAAAGAUUAAUCAAUCUUCAAGUAAUAUCACAACAUUUAUACAGAACGUUCCAGACCUGCUUGCAACUGAAAUUCCUUUGCCUCAAUUGAUUUCCAAAGAUAUCGAUCUGAAUCUUGUGAACAAAAAGCAGUGGAAGCCUUACCAAGCUGCUGUGUUUUUCGGGACUUUGGCAGAAAAUCGUAACCUAAACUUCAGUGUCGCAUCAUACUCUGUGCUGCAAGGUUUCAGUUGUGCAGCAGGAAACAAGUUGACCAAUGAACAAUUCCAGAAGUUUGUUGAAGCCACAAAAAAUGGGGCUUCACUGAGCACUGAUCAGCUGAUAUGCAUGUUUAGAAGAUUGAAUGCCGUUGGAGCACCACAAACCACUUCUCAGCUACCAGCAGAUGUCCUGAUAUUCUACACCCCUGAAGCAUUCCAGCCUGAAAACUGUACAAACUUCUUCCGUGCUGUUGGGCAUGCCAACCUUAAUGUUCUGUCAAGAGAAUCUCAAGAACGGAAGAAUCUGUUAAAAGAAGCUAAUAGCUGCUUGAAUAUUUCAGGUGAAGGCUUGUCAAGAGAUAAUGUGAUGAUACUAAAUAAUUUAGUCUGUGACUAUGAUGGAGACAUUACCAAAGCGGAUAUUUCUGUAUUAGAGGCUUUGAAAAAUUGCAAUGAAUAUACAUCUGAUCAACAGAAUGCAAUUAAUAUCUUGCUUAAUAAUAGAACACACAUAUAUGGUGAUAUCUCCACAUGGAAUACUUCCACACUAGAAAGUUUGGGACCACUUGUGUUUGCUCUGAAUGGAAAUACGUGGAAGAAAGUGAAGAAGUCUGUUAUCUUAGGUGGCUUGAAAAGGUACGUGGGGAGACGAUCCGAUUUCAAAAUUCAAAGACAGCGAGACUUGCUCCAAAGGCUGUCCUUGCAAACAAUAUCAAAACGUGGAGCAGAGUGUACAAUUGGUGAAAUAACAGGAUCUAUGACAUUUGACGGCACGCUACCUGCACAAUACGGAGCAACAGAUUUAGAAAAAUGUCUCAAUAACACUGUACUAAAGGAUUACCUGUUUCAGCUUGGAAGUCUUGCUUUCUCUGAAGCACAACUUGGAGUUUUAAAGGAAAAAUUAAAUCAGAUUUAUCCAAGUGGAAUUCCAGAAGACAAGAUUCAGUUACUGGGAUAUAUUACUUCAGUGUACACCGCUACUGAUGUUAACAUGUGGAAUGUAACCGAACCAGAGACCCUUUCAGCUGCAUUGCCAAACAGCCAGAGUGAUGACGUGAGCAAAGCCAUUGUGUCAAGAUAUUUAAGUGCAUCUGGAAUAAUAGAUACAACUGUACUGAACAUUAUAGGUGGUAGAGUGUUGUGCCUUCUUGAUGAAAGUCAACUAAACAAGAUUAGUCCUACAGAUAUUAGCACUGCAAACCCGCUGAAUAUUCCUUCAUGUUCUCCAUCAAAGAAAUUAAUAAUUUACGACAAAGCAAAGAGUGUGAUUGAGUUACAGAACAGUGAUCCAGUCAUCUACUAUAACCAGAUCAAAACCUACUUGGGUGGUGCAAGUGCUGCUCACUUGCAGACUCUGGCUUCAAAGAAAAUCACUAUGGAUCCCUCUGUAUUCCUGUCACUAAAUCCUGAUGAAUUAAAAGAACUCAGUGCCAAUGAAUUGAAAAAUCUGCUUGGAAUUAACCUUCAAACUGUUAAAACUAAUGAAAAUACCACGUUAGUCAAGACUUGGAUUGCAGAACAUACAAAAAGUGAAGUGAGGAGCUUGGGGCUUGGUCUAACAGGAGGAAAGUCUGACUCACUACCUUCUGGCUUAAUUAAUAUCCCAGUAAUAGAAUCAUCGUCAUCAUCUAUCAACAGGAACUAUCUGUGGUGUUUAAUUCACUCCUUCUCCAUCAGUACAAUAAUCAUUGUAUUACAAGCAUGGUUGUGAUAGAUACAGAGACUUAAUCUGUAAACUAACGUCAGAGUAAAUUCAUAAUGUCUAUGUACAAGUGUAUGACAAUCAACUACUAAAAACUGAUUGAAUGACAACAUUAACAUUUACAGUUAGCUUAAAUGUAUAUAAUAUUUAACAUACAGAGUAAAUAUUUUAAAUUACGAAUUCAGUUUUGCAUUUUGAAAGUGAUUCUAGGAGCUUAUUAAUAGAUAAAUUAUCAGGUCACCAAAAUAUUACCAGGAAGAAUAAGAAAGAAUCUAUUUAAUGAGAUUUGUGAUUUAGUAUAUAAGUUAAUUGAGAUUUAAAAAAACUUUAAUAAUCAUUAAAAUAUAGUAAUGUAAUACACAGUUCAGGUCAAAUGUUAUUUUCAGGGUUUUUCUAUAAAUUUUGAUGUAAGGAGUUGUCAACAGAUAGAAAUACCAAUAUUUUAAAGUAAAUAAGCAAGCAAUUUAUAUUUAACUCAGAUGGGUGUAAUUAUUACUUAUCUCAAACAUGAAAAAUGUGAUGAUUUUUUAAUUAAAUGGCAAACAGUAAGGACAAUCAAAUGAAAUGCAUAUUUUGAUAAUAAAA